AUGGAAGGCCAUAUUCAUGAGCAUGACGACCACAUGGUUGAGAUUGGUCAGGAAGUUUCAUCAAGCUUGAAGACAUGUGGAGAAUCGCCUUGCGGAUUCUCAGAUACCAAGACUAGUUCACUAGAAGCUCAAGAACGUGUAACAUCGAUGAGAAAGCUAUUAAUAGCUCUUCUUCUCUGUGCUAUUUUCAUUGUUGUUGAAGUCGUUGGUGGAAUCAAAGCCAAUAGUCUUGCCAUCUUGACUGAUGCAGCUCAUUUGUUGUCUGAUGUAGCAGCCUUUGCUAUAUCUUUGUUCUCGCUUUGGGCCUCGGGAUGGGAGGCAAACCCGCGUCAAUCGUACGGGUUUUUCAGAAUAGAGAUUCUUGGUGCUUUAGUCUCCAUUCAAAUGAUUUGGCUUCUUGCUGGUAUCUUGGUUUAUGAAGCUAUAGUCAGGCUCCAUAAUGGUAGUGGCCAAGUUGAGGGAUCUCUUAUGUUUCUUGUCUCUGCACUUGGUUUGCUUGUCAAUAUUACAAUGGCAAUUCUGUUGGGUCAUAGUCAUAGUCAUGGCCAUGGAACCAAUAAUCAUCACCAUCAUGAUGAUGAAUCCGAAGUCUUGAUCGAGCAAAAGAAGCAGAGGAAUGUAAACAUUCAAGGUGCUUAUCUUCACGUUUUGGGAGACUCGAUACAAAGCGUAGGAGUGAUGAUUGGAGGUGCAAUCAUAUGGUAUAAACCGGAAUGGAAGAUCAUUGAUUUGAUAUGUACAUUGGUUUUCUCUGUGAUUGUGUUGGGGACAACAAUUGGGAUGCUUAGGAACAUUCUAGAGGUUUUAAUGGAGUCGACACCGCGCGAGAUCAACGCGGCAAUGGUUGAAAAAGGAGUGUGUGAGAUUGAAGAAGUUGUAGCUGUUCAUGAGCUUCACAUUUGGGCAAUUACUCUUGCCAAAUUUUUAUUGGCUUGUCAUGUUAAGAUUACACCAGAGGCAGAUGCAGAUAUGGUUUUAGACAAGAUUAUUGAUUACAUCAAAAGGGAACACAACAUAAGUCAUGUGACUAUUCAGAUUGAACGCUAG
This is a messenger RNA of Arabis nemorensis, 1047 nucleotides long. NCBI's taxonomy places the organism in Eukaryota, Viridiplantae, Streptophyta, Magnoliopsida, Brassicales, Brassicaceae. The record is from the annotation of a GenBank genome assembly.